This is a messenger RNA of Melanotaenia boesemani (Boeseman's rainbowfish), 1104 nucleotides long. It is a transcript of the gene tmem45b, whose product is annotated as transmembrane protein 45B. Bases 141 to 983 code for a protein of 280 amino acids. NCBI's taxonomy places the organism in Eukaryota, Metazoa, Chordata, Actinopteri, Atheriniformes, Melanotaeniidae. The record is from RefSeq and is a predicted model, not a curated record. The transcript is spliced from 6 exons.
GCUAUGUGUUUUGUACAGGUUAGAGAAGAAGGCAACAGGUGUGCUCAGUUUACACAGGUCAGAGUGCUCUCACUGUGACACCUGCUGAGUGUCAGGGAUUUCCUUGGGGAUUUAAACAGCUGAGAAUAAGGCCAAAAACAAUGGCCAACUUCGGAGGACAUGCCAUUCCUGGCACAUUUUUUCUGUUUUAUGGCUUUUGGCUAACAGUGAAACACAUUCUCCAACACUACUGGAGGACAAGACAGCCUAAAGGAAGGCAGAUUAUACCACCCUUCUUUAAAAAAAUGGAAUACCUUGAAGGAGGAUUCAAAAUCUUUGCCUCAUUUGUUGGUAUUAUGGUCGAGCAGUUUGUGGUGGAUGGACCACACGCCCACCUGUAUGACCAGACGAGCAGGUCAUGGGUUAAGCUGAUGAACUGGCAGCACAGCACGAUGUAUCUGUUCUUUGGAAUUUCGGGAAUAGCAUUAGUCACCAGUACUGCAUCCAAACUGGUACCAGUUGGAGUUGACCGCUUUGCUCUCUCCUUGGCUCUUUUUGUUGAAGGAUUUCUGUUCUACUUCCACGUGCAUGCUCGGCCUCCUCUGGAUGCUCACGUCCACUCCUUGCUGCUGGUGGCUGUGUUUGGUGGAUCAGCCAGCACCAUGCUGGAGGUGUUUAAAAGAAACAACAUUACUCUGGAGCUGCUCAGGGCAUGCCUAUUCAUCCUGCAAGGUUCAUGGUUCUACCAGAUUGGAUUUGUGCUUUACCCCUUGAGUGGACCAGAGUGGGACCUGACACUACAUAACAACAUCAUGUUUGUCACAAUGUGCUUCUGUUGGCAUUUAGCUGUGGCCCUGCUUUUAGUUGCUUGUACCUCCUGUGUGGUUUGGUUAACAGUGACACGAUUCUCGAACAGGGGACAGGACAUAGAAAUUGGAAUGAGAAACACAUCCUCCAAAGAAAGCUCUCAGAAGGCUUUGCUUGAAGAGUCUGAUGAAGAGUGAAGGCAUGGUUACUGUUCUUUGCAAUUUUACUAAAAUGUAAUAUCGUUUACUAUUAAUAAGAAAACCAUGCUGUAUAAGCCACUCUGCUUUAGAGAUUUUGUAAAUAAACAAAUAUAACAAU